CUUCAACAUGGCUGCGUCCAUGAUAUCAUCAAAAAUAAAUUCAGCAAGGAUUGUUGCGAAAUGCAUGGAAAGAAGAGGAGUCUUCCCGGUGAUGGUUAUCCAGAAAAGGUUUAAGGGUAAUAAACAGAAACUGAAAUUAAAAACAGAUGACUCUAGUUCAAAGACGGGGGAUCGUUCUGGAUCUCAAAAAGUUCUGUUUCCAGAGAUUAGCCUGGUUCCAAACAUUCAAGGAUCUACAAACACUGUUGGAAGUAAAGCAAAAAAGAAGAAACAACAAAGUAUAGUACAAAAUUAUUAUGGUGAAAAGCCAUUAGAUGAUGUUUGGAUAAGUACACACUAUCCAGUACCUGAAUACUCAUUAGGGGAGAUAAUCAAGAGACAUAAGGAAUAUGCCCAACCUGCUAUGUUUGACCAGCUGGAUUCUAGAAUUUAUGCUGAUAUGGAAAUCAGUCUCAGAACAAGUAAAAAGACAAAGUUUUUAUCACCUUUUAAAUCGACUCUAGUACCACCCCAUCUGUUUGACAUUGGAGUAAAGAAGAAGAUAAUUGUUGUUUGUACUGAAAAAGACCAAAUUAAUCUUGCUCUAAAACUUGGAGCUUAUCAAGCUGGUGGAGAUGAUAUCAUGAAGAUGCUACUUAGAGGUACCAUAAAAAGAUCUGACUUUGACUAUCUGCUGUCUGUGCCAGGGUAUGAAAAGGAGUGGAGUACAUUACAAGGCUCAUUUGGGAAAGCUGUUCCAUCAGUCAGCAGCGGAACAGUAGGUAAAGACAUAGAACAGAUGGUCAAGUUAUAUUUACAUGGACUUACCUAUGAAACAGUCAAGACUUCACAAUCUCUGGCAAAAGUCCAAGUUCCAUUUGGACAGUUGAUGAUGACAAAUGAGCAGUUGACAGAAAAUUUCCUUUUUUUGAUUGAUGACAUAAAUAAGAGGAAACCAUCAGGUGCUUCAGGUAAAUUCAUCACAUACAUGACCAUAGUAGCACCACCAUCACCUGAGCGUUUUAUAUUAAACCUUGAUGAAUAUUCAACAGUGAAAAAGAAAGUAAAGAAGGAAGUACCUGUAGACACCCCAUUAGUAGUUGAUGAGAGAGUUGUGCAGACAGCAUGAUUGAAAUAAUGAGGAAUUAUGUAUAAAUCAACUUGGAGGUCUUUAUUUAAGAUGGCAACAUUACUGUGAUAUGAUUUAAGUGAUUGAAUUUUACACUAAAUAAAAGUGACAGUCAACACUUUCCUGACACAUAGAAAAUGAAUAUGUACUUUUCAAUUUACUGUCACACAUAUAUAGUUUUCUAAAUAGUCAGUUCUGAAAUAAGAAACAAACUGUUAGAUCUUUUCAAGUGUAUAGGACAAUUUUAGUUAUAGUUGAUAUUGAUUGUAAUGGAGAUUGAAUUUUAGUUUUAUGAAUGUUUGUUGAUGAAUGGUGUGGAUAUGUUUGCUAUUAAAUGAUAACAUGAA
This is a messenger RNA of Mytilus californianus (California mussel), 1455 nucleotides long. RefSeq lists its product as uncharacterized. Lineage: Eukaryota; Metazoa; Mollusca; Bivalvia; Mytilida; Mytilidae. Bases 8 to 1108 code for a protein of 366 amino acids. The transcript is spliced from 9 exons. The record is from RefSeq and is a predicted model, not a curated record.